Messenger RNA from Ipomoea triloba (trilobed morning glory), 2031 nucleotides. RefSeq names its product 5-amino-6-(5-phospho-D-ribitylamino)uracil phosphatase, chloroplastic. Lineage: Eukaryota; Viridiplantae; Streptophyta; Magnoliopsida; Solanales; Convolvulaceae. The transcript has a single exon. The coding region runs from base 680 to 1810 and encodes 376 amino acids. The record is from RefSeq and is a predicted model, not a curated record.
AAUCAUCAGGGAAAAAGAAGAAAAAAAAAAUCUCUAUAUUUUCUCUUCCGAUCUCUGCUUGUUUCUGGUCUCCCAGGUUCAUACGUUUCCCUUCUCUCUCCGUGUAAAUACAUAUAUAUAUAUAUAUACAGAAUCAGAACACAGAAUAUAAUUUCCCAGAAUACGAUUCUUAUUUAUAAGCCCACAGAUAUCAGAUUCUAAUUCCUUCAAUUGGUUGGAAAUUUUCUGAAAUUUGUUGGGUUUAUUUUCUUUACUGUUUAGCUUUUAUCUGCCUGUUGAACUAUCUGUAAAUAAUACCACGCUUAUACGCCAGUAAUCUCUUUUCGUAUUUGCUUAUUUCUCAAAUUUCUGCUUGUGGUUGAAGAUUGGGGGUUGUGAAUUGGGUUUGGAUUGUGUGAUAAUGGAUGCCUUCUGAUGGGUUUUGCAUAAAGUUUGAAUCUUUGUUGUGGGGAGAGCUUUGCUUCUUACAGGAAUACCUUUUGUGUGUCUGUGAGGGUUUAAUCCUAGAAUUGGCCUAAAUUCUGAAUAAUCUGUUGAGCAAUAGAAAAAUCAGCCAAGUUGGUUGGUUUUUGCUUGUUGUAUUUUAGUUGAAGCAAGGGAUUCAAACAAUUGAGUGUUUCCUAGCAUAAAUUAGGUCUAUAAAGCUCAAAGAUUUGGGUGUUGUGAGCAUUCUGUGAAGAUGGUGGAAUCAAUUGCUGCUACAUCUCUUUUGAGGCACCUUCCAGUUUAUGGAGGGUUUAAAUGCAAGGAUGGUCCAAACAGAAGGAGGACAUUUAAUGUAUGCCGCCUGCCAUCUUCGGGGUUUCUUGGUCGAAAACUUGUCUGCAGGGAGAGGUUACAGACUGAUAGGAGGGUGGUUUUGUCGGUGAGAAGUCAGGCGAUGGGGGUGGCAAAAGAGGCGUAUUCGUUUCAGGAGAAGGAGCAAACGCCUCUGGAUAAUGGGUACUGGAUUGAGACAGAUGUGGAUCGGAAGCCUGGGAUAUGGCCACCAGAGAAUAGGGCUGAUAACCCAGCCCUUCAUAAUCCAUUGCUUCGGCAGGAGAGAAUGGGUUGCGGAUGGUUAGCUGCUAUAUUUGAAUGGGAAGGUGUGCUAAUAGAAGAUAAUCCUGAUAUCGAGAAGCAAGCCUGGUUGGCUCUUUCCGAGGAAGAGGGAAAAUCACCUCCACCCGCUUUUAUUCUCAGGAGAAUUGGAGGAAUGAAGAAUGAGCAGGCAAUAUCAGAAGUUCUUUGCUGGUCAAGGGAUCCAGUCCAGGUGAAGAGAAUGGCAUCUCGGAAGGAGGAAAUUUACCAAGCUUUCCAAGGCGGGAUCUAUAGUUUCCGAUCAGGUUCCCAGGAGUUUGUGAAUAUCCUGAUGCAAUACAAGAUACCAAUGGCUUUGGUCUCAACACGCCCAAGGAAGGCUAUCGAAAACGCAAUCGACUCAAUUGGAAUUGGAGAAAUCUUUAAUGUCAUCGUAGCUGCAGAGGAUGUUCACAGGGGAAAGCCCGAUCCUGAGAUGUUCAUCUAUGCAGCACAGCUUCUUCAAUACAUACCCGAGAGGUGCAUCGUGUUCGGGAACUCAAACCAAACAGUAGAGGCAGCACAUGACGCACUGAUGAAAUGCGUAGCCGUUGCUAGCAAGCACCCAAUGUACGAGCUCAGUGCUGCUGACUUGGUUGUUAAGCACCUCGAUGAGCUCUCGGUGGUUGAUCUAAAGAACCUCGCGGACAUCGAGUCAACUGAAUUUGGUUCGGCUGAACCACAGCUGGAGAUGGAGGAAGAAGACGACCUGUAUCCAUCUUCAACCGUGGCCAUCGAUGACUUCUGGUAAUAGUCUCCUUUGUACAGCAUGUUAUGUUUAAUCUAAUUGAAUAGGGAGAUAGAUUAAAAGGCUACACUGAAUAUCAAGAAAACUAUAUGAAAGAAGGUAAUGUAUAUUGGCCUGUAUGUACUAUGUGUAUUAUAUAAACAUUUGCUACUUUCAAAUUCUAGUAUUUGCUCCAAGUUUCUAAGAUCAAUAUGAUUUAUGAAGUUCAAAGUGAAUGUCUUCAA